AUGGAUAUCGAAGGUCAACACGGUAAUUAAGGUGAAUUAGCAGGAAAUAUUUAGUUGUUAGAUAACGAAUAGCCUUAGGGUAUUUCUAGCGCUUAAUACUAAAAGUCUGAAUAAAAGGCCACAUCAACUCUUGAUGAACCCGUUUCAGAAACAAUUCUUAGAGAUUUGAGAAUGAUUGGAUACAAAUUGAAAUACGUUUUACUUCCUAAAAUGAAAGAAGAUAAAGGAAAAGAAUUGAGAAAUUGGGAUUUAUGGGGACCUCUUCUAUUGUGCUUAUGUCUUGCCAUCACUUUAAGUAUUGCCACUUCUAGCCAAGCUGAAACAGUUUUUGCCAUUAUUUUUGUAGUUGUUUGGAUAGGUGCUGGUGUAGUUACACUCAAUGCUAAGUUAUUAGGUGGAAAAAUUUCCUUCUUCUAGUCUGUAUGUGUAUUGGGAUAUUGCAUUUUUCCUAUUAAUAUAGCUUCCUUUAUUUCCUUAUUUUUACCUAAAGGAUAUACUGUGUUAUUUAUAGUUAAGGCAUGUAUUUGUGGUUUGAGCUUCUUAUGGUCUACAAGAGCUUCAGUACCAUUCAUGGGAACCUUAGUAAGUGAAGAAAAGAAAUUUUUGGCUGUUUACCCUGUAUUUUUAUUCUAUCUUUUCUUGAGUUGGUUUGCUUUAGUUGCCUGA
Molecule: messenger RNA, 666 nt
Organism: Tetrahymena thermophila SB210
Lineage: Eukaryota; Ciliophora; Oligohymenophorea; Hymenostomatida; Tetrahymenidae
Product: terbinafine resistance locus protein Yip1
Exons: 6
Biological process (GO): endoplasmic reticulum to Golgi vesicle-mediated transport
Cellular component (GO): membrane; trans-Golgi network
Source: RefSeq, a predicted model, not a curated record